Molecule: messenger RNA, 8644 nt
Organism: Hippopotamus amphibius kiboko
Lineage: Eukaryota; Metazoa; Chordata; Mammalia; Artiodactyla; Hippopotamidae
Gene: TNRC6A
Product: trinucleotide repeat containing adaptor 6A
Exons: 26
Coding region: 183-6152 (1989 amino acids)
Biological process (GO): miRNA-mediated post-transcriptional gene silencing; positive regulation of nuclear-transcribed mRNA poly(A) tail shortening
Cellular component (GO): P-body; nucleoplasm
Molecular function (GO): nucleic acid binding
Source: RefSeq, a predicted model, not a curated record
UCCGGUCUGGGGCCUGCGGCGGCGGCGGCGGUGGCGGCGGCGGCGGCGGCGGCGGCGGCAGCGGGUCGGUGUAGAAAAUGGCGCUGGUGCAGCGGCUCGGGCCUCUCCCCGCGGCGCUACGGAGGGCUUGAGGCUCGCGAGCCUCACUCGCCGCGCCCCACUUGCUCGUGCACUUUACACACAUGAGAGAAUUGGAAGCUAAAGCUACCAAAGACGUAGAAAGGAAUCUUAGCAGGGAUUUAGUGCAAGAAGAAGAACAGUUGAUGGAAGAAAAGAAAAAGAAAAAAGACGACAAGAAAAAGAAGGAAGCUGCUCAAAAGAAGGCCACUGAACAAAAAAUCAAAGUGCCAGAACAGAUAAAGCCCAGUGUAAGCCAGCCUCAGCCUGCCAACUCUAAUAACGGCACUUCCACAGCAACCAGCACUAAUAAUAAUGCCAAGCGAGCCACAGCCAGCCAUCAGCAGCAGCCGCAGCCGCAGCCACAGCAGCAGCCGCCACAGCCGCAGCCACAGCAGCAGCCGCCACAGGCCUUGCCCCGGUAUCCUCGUGAAGUUCCACCUCGGUUUCGCCACCAGGAGCAUAAGCAGCUUCUAAAGAGGGGUCAGCAUUUUCCUGUCAUAGCAGCAAACCUGGGAUCUGCUGUUAAAGUGUUAAGCAGCCAGUCAGAAAGCAGUGCUUUAACAAACCAACAGCCACAGAGUAACGGAGAGGUGCAGAGCAGCAAAAACCAGUCAGUUUUAGGUUCCAUGUCUUCUGGAUGUCUUCAGCUGAUGUUGGGCCCUUCAAACUCAGCAUGCCCCAAAUUGAACUCAUUAUCUUGCCACGUACCAGUUUCUCCUCCUGGAUCCCAUUGCUCAAAAGAUAUAAACCACAAUCCUUCAGGAUCCCAUUAUGAAAAUUCGCAGCGGGGGCCUGUGUCUUCUACAAGUGACUCUAGCACAAACUGUAAGAAUGCUGUUGUAAACGACUCCCCUGAAAAAGAAGCAUGGCCCUCAGUCCCUGGCAGUGAUCCAGAGUUGGCCUCAGAAUGUAUGGAUGCUGAUUCUGCCUCCAGUUCCGAAUCAGAGCGAAACAUCACUAUCAUGGCUUCAGGGAGCACAGGUGGUGAAAAUGAUGGCCUUCGGAAUAGCACUGGACUCGGAUCCCAAAACAAGUUUGUGGUUGGUAGCAGCAGCAAUAAUGUGGGCCAUGGAAGCAGUACUGGGCCGUGGGGUUUUUCUCACGGAGCCAUAAUAAGCACAUGUCAGGUCUCUGUGGAUGCUCCUGAAAGCAAAUCAGAAAGUAGCAACAAUAGAAUGAAUGCUUGGGGCACUGUAAGUUCUUCAUCAAAUGGAGGGUUAAAUCCAAGCACUUUGAAUUCAGCUAGCAACCAUGGUGCCUGGCCAGUAUUAGAGAACAACGGACUUGCCCUAAAAGGGCCUGUAGGGAGUGGUAGUUCUGGCAUCAAUAUUCAGUGUAGUACCUUAGGCCAGAUGCCCAACAAUCAGAGUAUUAACUCUAAAGUGGGUGGUUCUUCUACCCAUGGUACCUGGGGAAGCCUUCAGGAAACUUGUGAAUCUGAAGUAAGUGGUACACAGAAGGUUUCAUUCAGUGGUCAACCUCAAAAUAUUACCACUGAAAUGACUGGACCAAAUAACACUACUAACUUUAUGACCUCUAGUUUACCAAACUCUGGUUCAGUACAGAAUAAUGAACUGCCUAGUAAUACAGGGGCCUGGCGUGUGAGCACAAUGAAUCAUCCUCAGAUACAGGCUCCGUCGGUUGUAAAUGGCACUUCCCUUUCUCACCUUAGCAAUGGAGAGUCAAAAAGUGGAGGCUCUUACGGUACUACAUGGGGUGCCUAUGGUUCUAAUUACUCUGGAGACAAAUGUUCAAGCCCUAAUGGCCAAGCUAAUGGUGACACUGUGAAUGCAACUCUAAUGCAGCCUGGCAUAAACGGGCCUGUGGGCACUAACUUUCAAGUUAACACAAAUAAAGGAGGAGGUGUGUGGGAGUCUGGGGCAGUGAAUUCCCAGAGUGCAUCAUGGGGAAAUGGUGCAAAUUCUGGAGGAAGUCGAAGAGGAUGGGGAACUCCUGCACAAAACACUGGCACUAACAUACCCAGCGUGGAAUGGAACAAACUGCCUAGCAAUCAGCAUUCCAGUGACAGUGCAAAUGGAAAUGGUAAGAAGUUUACAAACGGAUGGAAAUCUACUGAGGAAGAGGAUCAGGGUUCUGCCACAUCUCAGACAAAUGAGCAAAACAGUGUGUGGGCCAAAACGGGAGGUACAGUGGAGAGUGAAGGUAGUACAGAAAGCACUGGACGCCUUGAGGAGAAAGUAACUGGGGAAAAUCAGAGUAGAGAUAGAAGAAAAAUUGAUCAGCACACAUUACUCCAAAGCAUUGUAAACAGAACUGACUUAGAUCCACGUGUCCUGUCCAACUCUGGUUGGGGACAGACUCCUAUUAAGCAGAAUACUGCCUGGGAUACUGAAACAUCACCUAGAGGGGAAAGAAAGACUGACAAUGGGACGGAGGCCUGGGGAAGCUCUGCAACACAGACUUUUAACUCAGGGGCAUGUAUAGAUAAGACUAGCCCUAAUAGUAAUGAUACCUCAUCUGUAUCGGGGUGGGGAGAUCCCAAACCUACUCUGAGGUGGGGAGAUUCCAAAGGCUCAAACUGCCAGGGGGGAUGGGAAGAUGAUUGUGCUGCUACAGGAAUGGUCAAGAGCAAUCAGUGGGGGAAUUGCAAAGAAGAGAAGUCUGCAUGGAAUGAUUCGCAAAAGAACAAACAGGGAUGGGGUGAUGGACAAAAAUCAAACCAAGGUUGGUCCGUUUCUGCCAGUGAUAACUGGGGAGAAACCUCAAGGAGUAACCAUUGGGGUGAGGCUAAUAAGAAAUCUAGCUCAGGAGGUAGUGACAGUGACAGGUCCGUUUCUGGUUGGAACGAACUUGGUAAAACUAGUUCUUUUACUUGGGGAAAUAACAUAAAUCCAAAUAAUUCAUCAGGAUGGGAUGAAUCUUCUAAACCGAAUCCUUCCCAGGGAUGGGGAGACCCUCCAAAGUCUAAUCAGUCUCUAGGUUGGGGAGAUUCGUCGAAGCCAGUCAGUUCUCCAGACUGGAGCAAGCAACAAGACAUUGUGGGAUCUUGGGGAAUCCCACCAGCUGCAGGCAAACCUCCUGGUACAGGCUGGCUGGGAGGACCUAUACCAGCCCCAGCAAAAGAAGAAGAACCCACAGGCUGGGAGGAACCAUCCCCGGAAUCCAUACGUCGCAAAAUGGAGAUUGAUGAUGGAACUUCCGCUUGGGGAGAUCCAAGCAAAUACAACUACAAAAAUGUGAACAUGUGGAACAAAAAUGUCCCAAAUGGCAGCAGCCGUUCAGACCAGCAAGCACAGGUACAUCAGCUGCUGCCAUCGGCAAGUGCCAUCGCGAACAAAGAGGCGGGCAGUGGCUCCGGCUGGGGUGAGCCCUGGGGGGAGACUUCUACUCCAGCCACAACUGUGGAUAAUGGUACUUCAGCAUGGGGUAAACCCAUAGACAGUGGUCCCAGCUGGGGGGAACCCAUCGCUGCAGCAUCCAGCACAUCCACAUGGGGCUCCAGCUCUGUUGGUCCACAGGCAUUAAGCAAAUCUGGGCCAAAAUCUAUGCAAGAUGGCUGGUGUGGUGAUGAUAUGCCAUUGCCUGGAAAUCGCCCCACUGGCUGGGAAGAGGAAGAGGAUGUAGAGAUUGGAAUGUGGAAUAGUAAUUCAUCUCAAGAGCUUAAUUCAUCCUUAAAUUGGCCACCAUAUACAAAGAAAAUGUCAUCGAAGGGUCUGAGUGGCAAAAAAAGGAGAAGGGAAAGGGGAAUGAUGAAAGGCGGAAACAAACAAGAAGAAGCAUGGAUAAAUCCAUUUGUUAAACAGUUUUCAAAUAUCAGUUUUUCGAGAGACUCACCAGAAGAAAAUGUACAGAGCAAUAAGAUGGACCUUUCUGGAGGAAUGUUACAAGACAAACGAAUGGAGAUAGAUAAACAUAGCCUAAAUAUUGGUGAUUACAAUCGAACGGUCGGGAAAGGCCCUGGUUCUCGGCCUCAGAUUUCCAAAGAGUCUUCCAUGGAGCGCAGUCCUUAUUUUGAUAAGGAUGGCAUUGUAGCAGAUGAAUCCCAAAACAUGCAGUUUAUGUCCAGUCAAAGCAUGAAGCUUCCCCCUUCAAAUAGUGCACUACCUAACCAGGCCCUUGGCUCCAUAUCAGGGCUGGGUAUGCAAAACUUGAAUUCUGUUAGACAGAAUGGCAAUCCCAGUAUGUUUGGUGUUGGAAACACAGCAGCACAACCCCGGGGCCUGCAGCAGCCUCCAGCACAACCUCUCAGUUCAUCUCAGCCUAAUCUCCGUGCUCAAGUGCCUCCUCCAUUACUCUCCCCUCAGGUUCCAGUUUCAUUGCUGAAGUAUGCACCAAACAACGGUGGCCUGAAUCCGCUCUUUGGCCCUCAACAGGUAGCCAUGCUGAACCAGCUAUCCCAACUAAACCAGCUUUCUCAGAUCUCCCAGUUACAGCGGUUGUUAGCGCAGCAGCAAAGGGCGCAGAGUCAGAGAAGCGUGCCUUCUGGGAACCGGCAGCAGCAAGACCAGCAGGGUCGACCUCUUAGUGUGCAGCAGCAGAUGAUGCAGCAGUCUCGUCAACUUGAUCCAAACCUGGUGGUGAAGCAGCAGGCUCCGCCAUCUCAGCCGCAGUCACUCCAUCAGCCAGCCGUGAAGUCUUUCCUUGAAAAUGUCAUGCCCCACGCGACACCUGAGCUGCAGAAAGGGCCAUCACCAAUAAAUGCUUUCAGCAACUUCCCUAUAGGCUUGAACUCAAACUUGAAUGUAAAUAUGGAUAUGAACAGUAUUAAAGAGCCACAAUCAAGACUAAGGAAGUGGACUACAGUGGACAGCAUUUCUGUGAACACAUCUUUGGAUCAAAACUCCAGCAAACAUGGUGCUAUUUCAAGUGGUUUCAGGCUGGAAGAGUCUCCAUUUGUUCCCUAUGACUUUAUGAACAGCAGUACUUCACCAGCCAGCCCUCCAGGUUCAAUAGGAGAUGGCUGGCCACGUGCCAAAUCGCCGAACGGCUCUAGCAGUGUUAAUUGGCCACCAGAAUUUCGCCCUGGUGAACCAUGGAAAGGUUACCCAAACAUUGACCCUGAAACUGACCCUUACGUCACUCCUGGCAGUGUCAUAAACAAUCUUUCAAUUAAUACUGUGCGGGAAGUUGACCACCUCAGGGACAGGAACAGUGGGUCAUCCUCAUCCUUGAACACCACGCUGCCUUCAACUAGUGCCUGGUCAUCCAUUCGUGCCUCCAACUACAACGUUCCCCUCAGCAGUACAGCACAAAGCACUUCAGCCAGAAAUAGUGAUUCCAAAUUGACGUGGUCUCCUGGUUCAGUUACAAACACCUCUCUGGCUCAUGAGCUGUGGAAGGUCCCUUUGCCACCUAAAAACAUCACUGCUCCGUCCCGCCCACCUCCGGGACUGACUGGUCAGAAGCCACCCUUGUCUACGUGGGAUAAUUCUCCCCUUCGUGUAGGUGGAGGAUGGGGAAAUUCUGACGCCAGGUAUACCCCAGGUUCCAGCUGGGGUGAGAGCAGCUCAGGGAGAAUAACAAAUUGGCUUGUUCUAAAAAACCUUACACCUCAGAUUGAUGGCUCAACUCUGCGUACUCUGUGCAUGCAGCAUGGCCCACUGAUAACAUUCCACCUGAACCUCCCACAUGGAAAUGCUUUGGUCCGUUACAGUUCAAAAGAAGAGGUAGUGAAGGCACAAAAGUCUCUGCACAUGUGUGUACUGGGGAACACUACUAUUCUUGCUGAGUUUGCCAGUGAAGAGGAGAUCAGUCGUUUCUUUGCACAAAGUCAGUCUCUGACCCCUUCUCCCAGCUGGCAGUCUCUCGGGUCCAGCCAGAGCCGGCUGGGCUCCCUCGACUGUUCCCACUCAUUCUCCAGCCGGACCGAUCUCAAUCACUGGAAUGGUGCUGGGCUGUCGGGAACUAACUGUGGAGACCUUCAUGGCACUUCCCUCUGGGGGACCCCACAUUAUUCCACAAGCCUGUGGGGUCCUCCAAGCAGCAGCGACCCCCGGGGAAUUAGCAGCCCAUCCCCCAUUAAUGCUUUUCUUUCUGUUGACCACCUGGGUGGGGGUGGAGAGUCCAUGUAACAGUGUAGUCUAGACUCACGAACUGCGACCUCAAGACGUGAAAGAAAGGAGCACUAAGUUGGGCUCGCCGCCUGCAGCCAGGGCCACCUGUGGGAACAGCUCUUCUCUGCACAUUUUCCACUUUGUUUUCCCUGAAACAUAUCAGUUUGAAUACUUGAAUCAUGCAGGCCAAUAUUAUAAUGUGAAAAGGUAUCUAUCUAUUUACACUCCCAAAUAGCGCCAUACAUGCUACACCACGUAGAAUGAGCUCACUUGUGUAUAUUCAUCAUGUUUAGCUUUUGGGUUCCUUUCCCCCCCCCCCUUCUCCCCUCUCCCCCCCCCCUUCUCCCCUCUCCCCCCCCCUCCCCUCUCCCCCCCCCCCCACCUCAUUCAUUCUUUUUCUCUUCUUUUUUUCUUUUAGCAAAACCAUUUUUUUGGGCUGAUAAUGUAUGAGCUUUUAACUUUGCACUGAAUGAUGUUCUCUCCGUCUAAUCGGCAAUAUGGGGGGGCAGCUGUUCCAGUGUAAAUGUUUACUCAAGGAUGUUCUUAAAAGGUGUGCGCUCUCUACUAUGCCUUGAUGUUUGCCUACCUUAUUGUGGUAUCGUGGAGUUUAAAAGAUCAAGUUAUGAUACUGACUUAGGACUAUAAAUGAAAGUAUUGCACCAGUUUUUUCAUGUUGUAAAACUAAAGAAUUUCGCUCUGCAGUUUGAAAAACUGUGGCCACAGCUGUGACUUGCAGCCCACCUGCCACCCAGGACGGGCCCUGCACUUUGAAUAGGCUUUCCAUUUUGUUUUGAAGGUUCCCACGUUGAACCUUCUUGUUUACAGAUUUUUUUGUUUGUUUUUUGAGAAAAAAAUGUUUACUCUUCCAUCAUUUAAAAAAAAAUUAAAAGACAAAAAAAAAUGGAGGAUGAUUUAAAAGAUGCUUUCUAUCUCUGGGAAAAAGGAGCAGCAUUUGGCCAUGUUCUUUUGUUUUUCUAGUCCUGUCCUAAAUCAAAGAGCAUGGUUCUCAGGAAAACCAGUUCCCCGGUUUAAAAAAAACAAAACAAAAAAAAAACAAAAAAAAAAACCUCCUUGUAGUUUCUUAUAGGAAAAAAGAAAAACCCCAACUUUUAGCACUGAUACUACACAUUGCUCUGUUAAAGAAUUUUCUCUGCCAAAAAGAAAACAAAAAAACAAAAAAACGCUUAAAGCUGGAGUUUGAGAUUCUGCUUUCAGAUGCUGUCUUUUUAUUAGUGAGUGAUGAUGGUUUGCUAAUAAUCAAUAGGUAAUAAUUUUUUGUAAUCCCAUCAAGUGGCUCUAUAUGUUUCUGCUCUCUUGUGACUGUGUUAAUGUUUAACUGUUGUACCUUAAAGCCGAAAUCAGUAACUAUGCAUACUGUAACCAAGGUAUUGGGCUUACAGAAUUGUUCGUUGUAUAAAGAAAAUUUUAAAUGUUGUUGCGAACUAACGAGUUACACCAUUUUUAAAAUUUCUUUCUCUCCUUUCCCCUUUCUUUGCCCACAAAUGGUAUUAUAAUGCUUGCUUAGUCAAAGAAGAGAGACUAAACAAGGGUAAAAAUUUUAACAGUACAGAAUUUGCCAUCAUUUCAUUGCCUUGAUUCUAACUGUUUGUGUCCUAAGAUGCAAAAGAAGUCAGUGGCUUUUAACUGUUUACAAAUAGAAUGUGAUUGUAAAAUGUACAGUUUGGUUGUGUUUGAAUUAUGAAAUUUCUUCAGAUAUAAUAAACCAUGACUUUUUGGCUGCUCAACAUUAAUUGUCUCUUUUUUGUGAAUUUAUUUGUACGCUCUUUUUUAUAAUGAAAGUUUCAAAGUUGCUAUGUAUGAGGGUUCUCAUAGAGCAACCGAGUAAAAAUCUAAGCAAAUAUUUGAACAUUUUAUCCGAACUUAUUCACAAUUUCACCCUGAAAUAAUGUGAGAACAGUGGGAAACUGUCGCUUGCUCCUUCCUACCCUCUUUGAGCAUCUUUGGGAUCUGGUUGCUCAAAACUCUUCUGUGACUUCAUCUUCCCCACCAUUUGUGCCCAUCUCAAGCCUCAGCAAGAGACCAUUUGGAACAUGAAGCUUAAUGACUUGACAGUGUUCUAGUGUUAAACUCUCAUACCUCUGUUACAAAAUGAGAAAUGCCACAGCCUGGACUGGCCUUUUUCUUCCCCCUUCAUGGCCCUUGCUCCUCACUGCAGGAGCUCUGGGGCAGAACCUGUGUAUGUACUUCAGUGUGUGACUUCAAAUCAUGCUCCGACUUGCCAGGUGUAAGCUAAUGUUGUUGGACACCUUAAUAUAAGCAAAUGUUGUUCAAUGCAUUCAAUGUAUAUUGACUUCCAUACUGGUUUUUCCAAAAACCAAAGGUAGCUUUGAAAAACCACGUCUGGAAAUGUUUGGGACGUUAAGCUGAUUGACCUUUUGGGGCUUUGAGUAGUAUAAAAUUGACUUCAUAACUGCGUUAAUUGUAUUGUUAAAGUGUUUGGGAGUUUUUUGCGCUUGUUAUGUGGAAAUAAAGUGUUUGAUUUAAAAAAU